AUGCAAGAUUGGGACCACCAAAAUGCAUCCCAGAUUGUAACUGAACUGUGUGGCUUUGUGACUAUCCUCUCUGGGACUUUUAUUCUACACAAAACCAGAGAUAUGGGUGACAGUCCAACGUCGGGAGUCCCUGUCUUUUCACCUCAAAACAUUAACAUAGCCUUGACUUCCAGACAGUCAGAGAUUUGA
Messenger RNA from Ilex paraguariensis (yerba mate), 189 nucleotides. Lineage: Eukaryota; Viridiplantae; Streptophyta; Magnoliopsida; Aquifoliales; Aquifoliaceae. The record is from the annotation of a GenBank genome assembly.